Messenger RNA from Brachypodium distachyon (stiff brome), 2130 nucleotides. RefSeq names its product vacuolar cation/proton exchanger 3. The coding region runs from base 418 to 1671 and encodes 417 amino acids. Gene Ontology annotation, biological process: intracellular calcium ion homeostasis; calcium ion transmembrane transport. Gene Ontology annotation, molecular function: calcium:proton antiporter activity. Lineage: Eukaryota; Viridiplantae; Streptophyta; Magnoliopsida; Poales; Poaceae. The record is from RefSeq and is a predicted model, not a curated record. The transcript is spliced from 12 exons. Gene Ontology annotation, cellular component: plant-type vacuole membrane.
AUUUUCAAUCGCCCAAACCAAACCCCCAAACACGACUCGAAAACCAAACCGAAGCCAAAGUCCUCACAUGGAGAAGCCGUCCUAGGCACUGCUCCCCCGGACGCAUACGACCCGCCGAGGAGAGGAAGGAAGCAGGCGAGGAAAGAGCGAGCAGAUUUGCCGGUGCCGGCGCGGGCGUCGUGGGGGGAGCAGCAGCAAGAGCAGCUGCUACGGAAUUCCCUGCAGCCACCCACCCCAGACCUGCAAAUUCCCCUCCACCAGCUCGCACACAGCUUCGCUCUUCUUCCCCCCUCCUGCAGGCGGCGCGCGAAUGAUGAUCCCGAGGGAGCAGCCAACGCCGCGCGAAGACUAGGAGGACUGGCGGCCGAUCCCGUCUAACCCCGCCGGCCGCUGCGGGUGGCGGCUGCAGCGCCCAAGAUGAUGGAAAGUCAUCAAAUCGAGAUGGGGGCUUUCAAGGCAAACGGUCCGCAGGUGCCAAAUGGCGGGCUGUCCAGCGUGGUUCAGACCUGGAGCUUGCAGAGACCUGUGGAGAGAGUACUGCAGAGCAUCAGGACAGUAAUAUUCACGUCCAAGCUCAACUUGCUGUUGCCGUUUGGGCCUGCUACGAUCAUUCUGUACUACACUACAAGGAUGCACGGAUUGAUUUUCCUUUUCAGCAUGCUAGGAAUAACACCACUAGCCGAGCGGUUGGGUUAUGCAACUGAGCAGCUCGCGAUAUACACUGGUCCAACACUCGGAGGCCUUCUGAAUGCUACAUUCGGAAAUGCAACUGAGAUGAUAAUAGCAAUAUAUGCUUUGAAAAAUGGAAUGAUCCGAGUAGUUCAGCAAUCACUGUUGGGUUCUAUUUUAUCAAAUAUGCUAUUGGUAGUUGGCUGCGCUUUCUUUGCUGGUGGUAUUGUUCAUCGCAACAAAGACCAAGUCUUCAGUAAGGCAACUGCUGUUGUUAACUCAGGUUUACUGUUGAUGGCUGUUAUGGGACUGAUGUUUCCUGCUGUCCUUCAUUUCACACAUUCAGAAGUGAAGCAAGGGGCUUCUGAGGUUGCUCUUUCAAGGUUCAGUAGUUGUGUUAUGCUUGUGGCAUAUGCAAGCUAUCUUUAUUUUCAAUUAAGUGGACGGAACAACAGUUACAGUCAAAUUGGCAGUGAAGAGGUGCCUAAUGAGGAUACUACAGAGGAAGAUGAAGAAACGGAGAUUAGCAUGUGGGAGGCCAUCACAUGGCUUGCUGUGUUAACGAUAUGGAUUUCUGUCCUAUCUGAAUACUUGGUUAAUGCCAUUGAGGGAGCAUCUGAUUCAUUGAACCUACCAGUGGCUUUUAUCAGUGUUAUUUUGCUUCCUAUCGUGGGCAAUGCAGCAGAACAUGCGAGCGCAAUAAUGUUUGCCAUGAAAGAUAAGCUUGACAUAACAUUAGGUGUUGCAAUUGGAUCGUCAACGCAGAUAUCAAUGUUUGUGAUUCCAUUUUGUGUCGUCGUUGGUUGGAUGAUGGGGCAAAAGAUGGACUUGAAUUUUCAACUAUUUGAGACAGCGACUCUCUUCAUAACAGUACUUGUUGUGGCAUUUAUGCUACAGGAUGGCAUUGCAAACUAUUUGAAAGGACUCAUGCUGAUCUUGUGUUAUCUAAUAGUUGCUGCCAGUUUCUUUGUUCAUGUUGAUCCACAAUCCAGUGAUGAUUGAUGCCACCAACCACACCUGUAAUUAGUGUACCAAAUACCCUUGAAAAGACAUCUUAUUUUGAUGAGCUGUUCUGCUUCUCCACGGCAAAAGUUCAGCCUGUCUGAAGCAGCAUCUUGGCACGAGUGACUCGGAAACAGUCACGCUUCUUGCGCUUUCUUCUUAAUGGAAAUGACACGCCGCUCGGCGUGUUCGAGAAAACAAACGGAAGCUCUGAGGAGGAGGAGGAGGAGAUCAUAGUGUAUACAGUAUACAGAAACGAACAAGGCCGCCCACUGUAGUAAGUCGGUUGGUAUUCAAUUGAUUGAGUUAAUAUGGCCCUUUUUUUCCUUUUCCGUUUUUUUGUCGGAGUCAGUUGUUUGGAUACUCCAUCAUCACACAUGUUCUUCAACCUUCCAUACAUGUGAAUAUUCAGGCCAAUUAAUCAGUUCUCAUGGUGCCUAUAUCAAGCAUCAUAUCCCA